AGAAAGGAUCAAUGGAGCAGCAAUGGCUACCACUGUUCACCAUCUUCCUCAACUCCCCGUCUCCAGAGAACGAAGCCUCUCUCUGGUUCCAACAAGGCCUUCAACUCCAUCCCUCUCCUUCCUCCUUCCUCUCUCUUCUCCUGUCUCCUCCUUCUCGCUCUCCCAAUUCCAUCUUCUUCCUCACCCUUCCCUCGUUCGUCCAAGCUCGCAUUCUGUCCUUCUUCGCCUACGACCGCCGCCGCUUCUCUCCUAGUAUCCUCCGCAUUCUCGCUGGAAACGUUGUUCGCUCUUCUGGCUCUGACUUUUGGGUCCUCCGCUCUGCCCGCAACCUGCUCGAUGUUUUGCCUCUUGAUGAUUGCCAGAGUUUAGAGCCAUCACGAGAGGUAGAAGCCGAAGAAUGUGGUGAUGUGUUUUAUUCUCUGCCGCAUUGGCUCUGUGAUCAUGCGGCAUCCACCACUCCACUUCUCCCAUGGCUUCCUCUCUCUCGUGAGCAUUAUCACAGUAGCCUUCAGGUCAAAGGUCGAACCUUUCGGAAUAAUGCUCCUAGGAACAUGGAUUUCUGGCCUGAAUCAGUGGGAAACAACCAAGAUGACGAGAUAGAGAUAUCAUCUCCUUCUCUCGAUGUUCUGGGUCGAGAAAAGGCGGCAGCUUUAAAAGGGGGAAUUUUAGCUCUUGAUUCCACGGCCAAAGCAAUGCACAUUGCUGGAGAAAUCAGGAAACUUUGCGUGGAUUAUGGAACCAAUAACAGGUCUGCUAUCCUUAGUUUGAUUGAGCCUUGGAAGGCAGAUGAUGAGACUUUAUCUGUUCUCUUAUUCAGUCUAUCAAAUGAGAAUGACACUAGCGCAACCAGCUGGUCUGCCCAUUUGCUAUGUUCUUUUGUGCUUCCCAAAUAUCUAGUUUUGAAUUCCCCGGCUUCACGGGUGCUCUUGUCGGUGACAAUAGGAUUCUGUAAACUCCAUCCCACUGCUGCAGUUGACGCAUUCCUUUUCCCUUUAACUCUUCGAAAGGAAGGGAUAAAUGUUGUCCUCUGUGAUGUGCUUUCAAGGAUCAUCAGAGAAUGCUUGCACCCAUCUCAUGUCUCAGCGUUCUGCCAAAGGUUGGUAUGUGCAGAAGAAGAUGAUGAUAAGGAAUGCAUUUGCUUGCCUUGCCAUCGAGAUUGUAUGUCGAAUGAAUUGGUCUGGACAGAGUCUCUGUUUGUGCUGUUUCAGCACAUUCUGAACUUCGAUGUAUGGCUGACACCGGACACUGUGGAUAAGCUUGUCUCUGUUAUUUCUGAGAAGGCUGAUAAAUUUUCUAACUCGCUCAAGUUUGGAAACUUUUUGUUAUGCUUCGUGAUGAAAUGUGGGAAUAUUUCAAAAAUGCAUAAGGAUUCACUGGAGAAGGCAGUUAAUCAUACUGAUACUUUUGUGACAAAGUCUAUAUUGUCAAAAUUGAGGGAUCUGUAAGUUGCGAAGUUAUUUGACAUCUUUUUUCUGAGGUGUCAUUUUGUUAUCUUUUCUAUUUAUAGAUGAAUGUUGAAUUUGUUGCUUACCUUGCCUCUUAUGAUUUUGUUUGCUUGAUGUGAUCCAACCCAUCCUGCAUAAAUGCACAAACUAAAUUUUAGAAGAAUGAGAAUGUGUUUAGAUAGUGGUCUGUGCCACUUUCAAUUUCUCGAAAACAAUGAGGGAAGUUUCUUGCUAAAUGUAUGGCAGUAGCAGGUUAAACUUUGGCACAAGAGCAUUGUGGGACUGUUGGUUUAGUGCUGGUGGAUAUGAAUUACUUGUGGAUUUGCUAUACGAGAAUGAAUAUAUAUAUUGGUACAGUAGUAAUAGGAUGGGUAAGUCACCGAGAAAGUGGACUCCCU
Dioscorea cayenensis subsp. rotundata (Guinea yam) is the source of this 1843-nucleotide messenger RNA. RefSeq lists its product as uncharacterized. Lineage: Eukaryota; Viridiplantae; Streptophyta; Magnoliopsida; Dioscoreales; Dioscoreaceae. Gene Ontology annotation, biological process: interstrand cross-link repair. The transcript has a single exon. The record is from RefSeq and is a predicted model, not a curated record. Gene Ontology annotation, cellular component: Fanconi anaemia nuclear complex. The coding region runs from base 12 to 1445 and encodes 477 amino acids.